AUUAUUUAAUGAAAGAAAAAUGUGAAAAUAAGCUUACUUUUUCCAUGACAGCCCUCCAUGCUGCAUAUUUAAGUGAUGGAAUCAAAUUGAAUAGUAAGCUAGGAAUGACAGAUGGUUCUUCGGAUGGAUUCAUUAUUGAAUUAGAUGGACCUGAUCUUUUGAAAAACGAUAGCAACAAGCAGUUACUUGUUCCACGGAUGAAGAAACUCCCAAGUAAGUUAAAAGAUAUGUUCAGGACCAUCAUCCAUAAUAAAGAUUUUGGAGUUUCACUUGCCUAUGAAAGUGACGAUCUUUUACCACCUGGUCUUUUGUACCCUGUGUUUGCUCAGUAUGUUGUGUCUGGUUUGGCAGAAGCAUCUGAGAAGUAUUCAUCUCACAAUUUAUCUGCACCUAUCAAAACAAACCUACACUUUUCACUUAGUAGAAGUGGAAUCAUUUCUUUAGAUCGAGCAGAUGCUGUUAUUGAAAUAUCAGAGUGGGUGGAAGUUCCUAGAAAGAAUUCGUCAGUAGAGAAUGCAACUACUGCUUCAUCUAACAUAUCUGCUGAAGUUGGUCCCGAAAAGGCAUCAGAAGAAAAUAAAGAAGGCUUAAAUUCUGAUAGUGUGGUGAGCAGUGCAUCUAACACUAACACUACUGCCGAAGAACCAAGCACAGUUGAUCUUGUGGAGAAAACAGCGGGACCUGGAAUGUCUCUAUUGAAAGAGUCUCUUGUUGAAGCCAAAGGUAAAUUGGAGGCACUGGACAAGAAGGAUGCUGAACGGAGAAAAACAGCGGAAUUAAAAAAUAAUCUUGAAAGCUAUAUCUAUGCUACAAAAGAAAAGCUUGGCUCUAAAGAAUUUGAGAAAAUAUCUUCUGUAGAUGAACACCAAUCCUUUAUGGAAAAGCUUGAUGAGGUUCAAGAACGGCUAUACACUAAUGGAGAAGAAGCUACAGCUAAGGAGUUUCAAGAACGCCUUGAUUAAUUAACAGCUAUUGGUGAUCCAGUGGUUUUCUGGUUAUUCAAGGCUGGGAGGAAAAUAGACCUUGGCUUCCAAAAGAAAGAGUUGAUGAGUUCUUGGGCAAUAUAGACAAGUUCAAAACUUGGUUGAAAGAGAAGGAGACUGAGCAGACGAAGACUUCUGCAUUCAGCACUCCAGCAUUCACAUCUGAAGAAGUAUAGAGGAAGCUUUUGGAUUUGCACGCUAAGGUUGACGGCAUUAAUAAAAUUCCAAAGCCAAAGCCUAAAGUUGAGAAGCCUGUAAAAAAUGAAACUGCCACCAGUUAGGAGAACGUUAAAGAUUCCAUCUCAACAUCUGAGAAUACAUCACAAGGUGACAAACCAGCUACUGAGUCUCAGAUGCCCCACCUGAUGAAAAAGUUGAAGCAGAAGGCAAGAACCAUGACGAAUUAUAAUCAAGUUGGUAUGAGUUGCAGGUUUCACAACCUGAUUAUUGCCCUUUUUAAGUUGUAAAAACUUGCGCAGGCAAAAUGGUAGGAAAGAAGGGGAAAUGUAUUCCGCCUGAGGUUUUGCCUAGUCAGAUGAACGGAAAUAGUAGUAGCUUAACCAGGCUAUCAUUAAU
This is a messenger RNA of Rubroshorea leprosula, 1559 nucleotides long. Lineage: Eukaryota; Viridiplantae; Streptophyta; Magnoliopsida; Malvales; Dipterocarpaceae. The record is from the annotation of a GenBank genome assembly.